Procambarus clarkii (red swamp crayfish) is the source of this 2379-nucleotide messenger RNA. RefSeq names its product dentin sialophosphoprotein-like. Lineage: Eukaryota; Metazoa; Arthropoda; Malacostraca; Decapoda; Cambaridae. The record is from RefSeq and is a predicted model, not a curated record. Gene Ontology annotation, biological process: odontoblast differentiation; dentinogenesis. Gene Ontology annotation, molecular function: collagen binding. Gene Ontology annotation, cellular component: cytoplasm; nucleus.
AUGAGUGACCACAGCGAGACGAGUGACCACAGUGACACGAGUGACCAAAGCGAGACGAGUGACAACAGUGACACGAGUGACCACAGUGAGACGAGUGACCACAGCGAGACGAGUGACCACAGUGAGAUGAGUGACCACAGUGACACGAGUGACCACAGUGAGACGAGUGACCACAGCGAGACGAGUGACCACAGUGACACGAGUGACCACAGUGACACGAGUGACCACAGCGAGACGAGUGACCACAGUGACACGAGUGACCACAGUGAGACGAGUGACCACAGUGACACGAGUGACCACAGUGAGAUGAGUGACCACAGCGAGACGAGUGACCACAGUGACACGAGUGACCACAGCGAGACGAGUGACCAGAGUGACACGAGUGACCACAGUGAGACGAGUGACCACAGUGACACGAGUGACCACAGUGACACGAGUGACCACAGUGACACGAGUGACCACAGUGAGACGAGUGACCACAGUGACACGAGUGACCACAGUGAGAUGAGUGACCACAGCGAGACGAGUGACCACAGUGAGACGAGUGACCACAGUGACACGAGUGACCACAGUGACACGAGUGACUACAGUGACACGAGUGGCCACAGUGAGACGAGUGACCACAGUGACACGAGUGACCACAGUGAGAUGAGUGACCACAGCGAGACGAGUGACCACAGUGACACGAGUGACCACAGCGAGACGAGUGACCACAGUGACACGAGUGACCACAGUGAGACGAGUGACCACAGUGACACGAGUGACCACAGUGACACGAGUGACCACAGUGACACGAGUGACCACAGUGAGACGAGUGACCACAGUGACACGAGUGACCACAGUGAGAUGAGUGACCACAGCGAGACGAGUGACCACAGUGAGACGAGUGACCACAGUGACACGAGUGACCACAGUGACACGAGUGACUACAGUGACACGAGUGGCCACAGUGAGACGAGUGACCACAGUGACACGAGUGACCACAGUGAGAUGAGUGACCACAGCGAGACGAGUGACCACAGUGACACGAGUGACCACAGCGAGACGAGUGACCACAGUGACACGAGUGACCACAGUGAGACGAGUGACCACAGUGACACGAGUGACCACAGUGACACGAGUGACCACAGUGACACGAGUGACCACAGUGAGACGAGUGACCACAGUGACACGAGUGACCACAGUGAGAUGAGUGACCACAGCGAGACGAGUGACCACAGUGACACGAGUGACCACAGUGACACGAGUGACUACAGUGACACGAGUGACUACAGUGACACGAGUGACCACAGUGACACGAGUGACCACAGCGACACGAGUGACCACAGUGAGACGAGUGACCACAGUGAGACGAGUGACCACAGUGCGACGAGUGACAACAGUGAGACGAGUGACCACAGUGACACGAGUGACCACAGUGAGACGAGUGACCACAGUGACACGAGUGACAACAGUGACACGAGUGACCACAGUGAGACGAGUGACCACAGUGAGACGAGUGACCACAGUGAGACGAGUGACCACAGUGACACGAGUGACCACAGUGAGACGAGUGACAACAGUGAGACGAGUGACCACAGUGACACGAGUGACCACAGUGAGACGAGUGACAACAGUGAGACGAGUGACCACUUUGAGACGAGUGACCACAGUGACACGAGUGACAACAGUGACACGAGUGACAACAGUGACACGAGUGACCACAGUGAGACGAGUGACCACAGUGACACGAGUGACCACAGUGAGACGAGUGACCACAGUGACACGAGUGACCACAGUGAGACGAGUGACCACAGUGAGACGAGUGACCACAGUGAGACGAGUGACCACAGUGAGACGAGUGACCACAGUGACACGAGUGACCACAGUGAGACGAGUGACAACAGUGAGACGAGUGACCACAGUGACACGAGUGACCACAGUGAGACGAGUGACAACAGUGAGACGAGUGACCACAGUGACACGAGUGACCACAGUGACACGAGUGACCACAGUGACACGAGUGACCACAUUGACACGAGUGACCACAGUGACACGAGUGACCACAGUGACACGAGUGACCACAGUGAGACGAGUGACCACAGUGACACGAGUGACCACAGUGACACGAGUGACCACAGUGAGACGAGUGACCACAGUGAGACGAGUGACCACAGUGACACGAGUGACCACAGUGAGACGAGUGACCACAGUGAGACGAGUGACCACAGUGAGACGAGUGACCACAGUGAGACGAGUGACCACACGAAUGUCUUCGACAGUGAAUGUCUUCGACAGCGAAUGUCUUCGACAGCGAAUGUCUUCGAAAGUGAAUGUCUUCGACAGCGAAUGUCUUCGACAGCGAAUGUCUUCGACAGGCACUUUCAAAACUUUGAAUAA